Seminavis robusta is the source of this 1025-nucleotide messenger RNA. Lineage: Eukaryota; Bacillariophyta; Bacillariophyceae; Naviculales; Naviculaceae. The record is from the annotation of a GenBank genome assembly.
CACAGACAGAAUUUUUGCCAUUAAAGGGGUAGAGGACUCAGGCAGUCAACCUGCCGAGGUUAACAAGAUCUCUGAUCUUUCACUGAUCUUGGACUUAGAUCUUUGUGGUUGUUACUGCUGCGGUUGCUUGUUGCUGCUUGAUUGAAUGAUUCUAUCGUGCCGUACCGUACGGGUAGAUAUCUAGACCUUCUAACUACUAGUACGGCAUCUACAAUCAUGAUUAUGAAUACUAAUACUAAUACUACCAAUUGUGGCAUUCUAACUUGCUUCUUGCGUUGGUUUCCUUUCUCUGCUUUGUGGCUAGUUUUGCUCCGCCCUCGACAAAGACGACAGCCGGAUGUGCUUCCUCGACAGAUAUAGAUACAUAGAUAUAGGAUACGUCGUCGCCACCAUCAUCCCGUCGUGACCUGUUCCAACAAACAACAGGUGCAGCCGCAAUAGCUUUGGGCGCUUCCAUCCUCAUCCAACACCCGAGGGCAGCCCAAGCGAUUUCGCUGCAAGGACCCAUGACGGAGCAAUCCGCUCUCAACAAGGCGAACGAAGGAUAUCAAGGUGUCUACUUUGAUCCCAACCACCCCGAUGGAUAUCGCAUUAUUCGGACCGAUUCCAAGACAGGCAAGACUACCAUGACACUCAGUGACGGUGUCCCCACACAAGAAGAAGCCAAAACCUAUACUGCCGCUGUGACUGUUGACGGCAACAACAACGCGUUUGUCUUUGACUUUUCCUUCAAAGGCGGACCCAAGAAUCUCAAAGCAACAUUGGCAGACGACAAGCAAUCUUUAGCAUUUGAAGAUGGCAACAUUUGGACCAAGAAUUAUUACAAAUAUGAUGGCAUUUACAAGGUCACAUCGGGUCCAGGGAGCGAAAACAAAGACGCCUAUCGCGUGAUUCGCAGGAACAAGCCCGACAUUUUGUUGGAGGUCAAUGACACUGGCAAUCCAGCGGAUUCCAAAUCUUGUCCGAUGGGCAAAGUGGGCUCACUACCUUUAGCAUUCCACGUUCCCAACAUACCCUAUUUAUAA